This is a messenger RNA of Gaeumannomyces tritici R3-111a-1, 471 nucleotides long. RefSeq lists its product as hypothetical. Lineage: Eukaryota; Fungi; Ascomycota; Sordariomycetes; Magnaporthales; Magnaporthaceae. The record is from RefSeq and is a predicted model, not a curated record. The coding region runs from base 1 to 471 and encodes 156 amino acids. The transcript has 2 exons.
AUGUCGAUGCCAAACCCCAACACCACCACCCGCAGGGUGUUCACCCAGUUCCUGGUCGAGAAGGAAUGCCCCGACAACGCGGACCCCUACUACAAAAAGACGCACGACGAUCUGAGGCGCCUGCUGGACCUGCUCGCCAAGCACGAGGGCAUGAGCGCCAACAUGGAGCAGACAUUUAUGACGCCCGCGGCCGACAAGAACAAGGUGUAUUUCAUGUGGGAUUUCGUCGGCAGGACCCUGGGCAUGAUGGCUGCCGUCCCACCGACGACCCCCAAGGCGAGCCUGGCCAGCAGCGCCAUGUUCAAGGACAUCAUUGGUCGGACCGUGAUGGCGGAGGUCCUGAUCCGCGACACGACGGGAAAGCUGGACGACACCAACGAGCCCGCGCACAGGGGGAGCUACAGGCGCAACGUCGAGUUCGGGCCCGAAAUCAUUCAGGCUCUCGACGAGGCCAAGGUUGCAGAGAAGUGA